This is a messenger RNA of Maylandia zebra (zebra mbuna), 1215 nucleotides long. NCBI's taxonomy places the organism in Eukaryota, Metazoa, Chordata, Actinopteri, Cichliformes, Cichlidae. The record is from RefSeq and is a predicted model, not a curated record.
AUGUCAGACAUGUGUGCAGUGUACAAAGUUUCCUCCUCUGUGAAGGUGAAGCAGAUGGAGGCAGAGCUGUGGAGUCACCUCUCUGCACUCAAGGCAGAGAUUGAAGAGAAUAGAGGAGCAGGAUCUUCUAAUGCCUACAGUUCUGUACUACCUCCUAAAGAUAUUUCCUUCUUUCGUGUGGAGAGGGAGCAUGCACUGAGGAGAGGGCUUCAGGUGGCUGACAUUUUGCCGACUCGGUCUCAGGCUGAUAUCAUGCAGCGAGAGCUGGAGAGCUGCUUGAGUUCGGAGUACACUCCUGACAGUCUGCCUCUUCUGCUGCACCAGGAUCAGGUGUCCUACAUGACCCGUGAGUAUCAGGAUGCCGUUCAGAGAGCUCGCAGACUGUCAGCAAGCAGAGAGAAGAUGCUGACCGGCCGAGGAAACCCCGUCAGCCUGCUCACUCAGGACGAUGUCGUCAUUUAUCUGCAGUGGCUUGUCUGCCACCUGCACUCUGUUCAGCCCAUCCACCACUUUCUCAGGGUGCUCCACUAUGUACCUAUGUGUGAAAGAAAAGAUGAAGCACCAGGAAAGGAUUGUGGGGAAAUUUUGCAUGAAAGGCAACAGGCUGAUGUUCACCUGGAGCAGUUCAUGCCCGAGCUGGAGUCCCUGCUCGCCUACUUCUGCCUGCCGUAUGACACAGGAAAUCUGAAAACCACUGCAGAUGAGAUGGAGCUAUUCAGCAUGGUGUGGAGGGAGUUUAAAACAAUCUUCCGACAACAAGAGCAGAUGAAAACGUUUCCUCCUUACGACGGUAUGGACGUCAGAGAGAGUCAGUGGGGGAGGAAGAGUGCAAACAUGGCUGUGUGCAAGGAGGCUAACUGGAUUCCUUUCAUCCAGGUGAAACCCAGGCGAGAUCCGUGGCAGCAGAAGCUCUUCACAAAGCUCAAGGAAAAGAAUUCAGUUGAUGAGCUGCUCCAGAUGCAGUGCAAGUUUCUUCAGGUCCGCAAUUUGCUCCACGUGGCUGCAGCUCUCAAAGAACAUGCUGCACAAGUUGGCGACUCACAAUCCACAUCGUUCAUCUCAAGCAGCCGCAAGACAAAAAAACAAAUGAUCUCUGAGAUUUGGAAAAAUGUUUACAACGCUGCCAAUCUCAUUCAGUCACUCAUCCGCAUCCAGAGGGAGCAGAGGCAGCAACAAAGAGAUUUCAAAGAGUCAGACUUCAAGCUUUUACCAUGA